This is a messenger RNA of Papilio xuthus (Asian swallowtail), 962 nucleotides long. The record is from RefSeq and is a predicted model, not a curated record. NCBI's taxonomy places the organism in Eukaryota, Metazoa, Arthropoda, Insecta, Lepidoptera, Papilionidae.
CAAAACAAUAAGUUUAAUCAUUUGUCAUUAAUCAUUAUAAUUAUUUAUUACAAAAUUGUUUACUUAUUGUAUUAAGUGCUUUAUCAGUUUGUUUAAUUUUGGUGUUUAAACACGUUAAUUUGUAGUUCUUUAUGUUUAUAAUGCUUGUGUAGAUAUUUAGGUGAUCAUUUGCAGUUUAUGCUUGCAAGCUAAAACUUAAAAUGAACAUCGAUAGUACAGCUAUAAACAUCCUCAAGCGAGGCGUAGAAUUUGAUACAAAAAAACGUUAUACAGAAGCUUUAGUAUGUUAUCAAGAAGGUUUACAAAUUUUAGUGGACAAGAUGAAAGGUGAAUGUGAUGAUGAUGUUAAGAAAUAUUUAAAAGUAAAAAUAGAAGAAUAUAUGAAUAGAGCUGAAACAAUUAAAAAGUUGGUUUUAAAACAGAAAGAAAGUGGUCAAUUCCAUGAACAAGUUCGGAUAGAAAAUAAUUCAACUGGCCAUAGUUAUAAAACACUAUUUGGUAGAUUCCUUGACGAAGAUGUUCAUUAUGUUAUAGUCGAAGAUCCUUAUAUAAGAAGUUUUCAUCAGUGUCAAAAUUUCUUAAGACUAUCAGAACUACUCGUAAAGUCUUGCAGUAAUUUAAGGCGAAUUGAACUUGUAACUACAAAAGAUAAUAAAUCUGAGGGAUCUCAGACAAAAUGGUUUACGGAAUUGAGAAAUGACUUAACAAGAUAUGAAGUAUAUUUUGUUGUUAAUUAUUCAGAUACAUUGCACGACAGACAAAUCAUAUUGAGUUCCGGGUGGAUAAUAAAAAUUGGAAGGGGGCUAGAUUAUUUCAAACCUCCAGAAAACAAAUUCUGUUUAGGUGUUUACGAUUUGGAUCUGAGACAUUGUCAUGAAACUACCGUUGAUAUAGUUCAUUCGAAACAUGUCAAACAAUCUUAUUGAUUUUAAAAAUCUUAUGUGAUAGAAUAAUUUUAAGGU